This is a messenger RNA of Dalotia coriaria, 1443 nucleotides long. RefSeq lists its product as uncharacterized. NCBI's taxonomy places the organism in Eukaryota, Metazoa, Arthropoda, Insecta, Coleoptera, Staphylinidae. Bases 1 to 1443 code for a protein of 480 amino acids. The record is from RefSeq and is a predicted model, not a curated record. The transcript has a single exon.
AUGAGAUACGAGCACAUCGAACGACGCAUCGAGCAGCAGUAUGACGCUCGCCAGUUUAUCCAUGACUUCAUACCCGGGCUCGCCGACAUCAAAGCCGAGCACCGCGACAUCCGCAUCAAGACUCUCCUCGAGUUCCUCAAGGAGCAUUGGGAAGAGUUCAAGCUCAACCAUCAAGCGAUAUGCAUGGCCGUGAGCGCCCUCAACGAUGAAGCAAAAGCCCAGAUAGCGCAGAUCGUCGACCUCAGCAUGGCGGGCGGGUUCCCAAUCCAAAAGUGGAACAGCAACCACCCAGACGUACUGUCCGAUGUGCCUCCCGCAAAGCGACUUGAAGCGCUAUUCAAGCCGAUGCAUGAAAACUACACCGUCCACGCGCUUGGCCUGGCCUGGCAGCCAAGGGCUGACACCUUCCAUUUCACCAUCGAUAUGGCCGUAAACGUUUCUGUCACCAAGAGGAAAAUACUAUCUGCCGUCGUCCAAGUCUUCGAUCCAUUAGGGUUCUUCACCCCAGUGGUCAUGGUUGCAAAAAUAUUCAUUCAAGAAUUGUGGACCCCCAAAUUGGGCUGGGACAACGAGCUUUCCCACGACACCUCUCAGAUAUGGAUCCAGUACCUGAACCAGCUUCGAGAAUUGCAGCAACUUUCCAUUCCGCGGUGGCUUCAACUCCACGCCACCUCAACUUUCGAGAUCCAUGGAUUCUGCGACGCAUCCCAGAAGGCUAUGGCAGCUGUAAUCUACGUGCGAGCGACUGUGACCGGGACCCCUACCAUCACGUUGAUGUGCUCGAAGACCAAGGUUGCACCUCUUAAGCGGCUCACCAUCCCACGCCUCGAGCUCUGUGCAGCCGUGCUCCUCACUCGUCUGCUAAAGCACGUCAUCGCCUCGAUGAAUUGGGACGCGCACCCUACCUACUGCUGGACCGAUUCCGCCAUCACAUACACCUGGGUUAACAAUCAUCCCUCACGUUGGAAGGAGUUCGUCCACAAUCGAGUGACCUUCAUUCAAGAGGUUUCAUCGGCAAUUCAAUGGCGCUUCGUUCCUGGAAGACUAAAUCCAGCGGAUUGUGCUACCCGCGGCCUAACGAUGGCAGAACUUUUCAGCCACACGCUGUGGUGGAACGGACCUUCAUACCUGCUGCAGGCCCCGGAUUGCUGGUCGAGUGACGUGCAAGCCGACUUCACGCAUGAGAUGUUAACAGAGCGAUCCACAAAAGUCUACGUAGUCACGACGAUACCGAAGCCGCUGCUUAAUAAUCUCUUCAACAGAGCUUCCUCACUCACACGACUCAUCCGAUCCACGGUGGUAUUUGAUCGAGCCGUUGCAAGCUUUAAGAAACAGCCGUCAGCCUCACUGAUGAUCAACCCCAUCUCACCUGGCGACCUGGAGGAAGCUCGACUCUAUUGGACAAGUCAUGUUCAAGGACAAGUAUUCUGGCUGGAAAUUUAG